Messenger RNA from Anopheles cruzii, 394 nucleotides. RefSeq names its product chitinase-like protein Idgf4. The record is from RefSeq and is a predicted model, not a curated record. The transcript is spliced from 2 exons. Bases 95 to 394 code for a protein of 99 amino acids. Gene Ontology annotation, biological process: carbohydrate metabolic process. Lineage: Eukaryota; Metazoa; Arthropoda; Insecta; Diptera; Culicidae.
GAAGGAGCUAGAAUCUCAUUCGAUCAAGCCUUAUUCAAUACAGUUUCUGGCAGUAUAGCGGAGCGUCGUGCUACAAAACUUAAUCUUAGCUACUAUGUGGUCGACGAGGCUUCGGGUCCUAGCACUGCUGCUGCUUGGAUUACUAGGCGUGUGUGUUAGUGCCCAAAAUGCGACAACUGGACCGAAGGUUCUGUGCUACUAUGCAGGCGGCAACACCAUCAAGGAAGGCCUAGCAAAAGUGACCGUGUCCGACAUUGAGCUGGCCCUGCCCUUCUGUACCCAUUUGAUUUAUGGCUACGCCGGUGUUGACGCUGCAACGUAUCGCACGCGCCCUAAUAUUGGUAGCCUUGACUUGGACGAAGGCCAAGGACAGUACCGCUACUACAUAUUGUGA